Dothidotthia symphoricarpi CBS 119687 is the source of this 1045-nucleotide messenger RNA. RefSeq names its product tethering factor for nuclear proteasome sts1. The record is from RefSeq and is a predicted model, not a curated record. The annotation marks the transcript as partial. The transcript is spliced from 2 exons. Lineage: Eukaryota; Fungi; Ascomycota; Dothideomycetes; Pleosporales; Dothidotthiaceae. Gene Ontology annotation, cellular component: nucleus. Gene Ontology annotation, biological process: proteasome localization; nuclear protein quality control by the ubiquitin-proteasome system.
GCACAACACAACACCCAUCAACCGCAGCUUCACCCACGCAGCACACGCUUCGACGACGUCCGCCCUGGUCCCGUGACCCUAUUCUGUUACCAACACACACCCACUGUGUCUUCGCUGCGUUUGCGGGCCGCCGCCAGCAUGAAUGUCCACCAGAACUUCACCACCGCCCCUCCGCAUCUCCUCAACAACCGCAUCUCCCCAACUCGCAACAUCCUCUCGCCCUCCUCUGCCAUGACUGGCCGCAAGCGGAAAGCCGACGACGAUGGCAGCGGCAUCGACGAAGACCGCAUGUCGGCCUCUCCCUCUGCGUCUCCCGCCAUGCUCGCGCGCCCGCUGCCACGACACAUGACGAAGCGGAUGCGGUCCAACAUCUCGGGCCGACCCCUCCCCUUACCACGCCUGCUCGAGACACUCAGCGCCGACGAGAUGCGGAACCUGCUGCAGUCCAUCUGCCAGCGUCACCCGGACAUUGGGAACGAAGUCGUGUCGACAGCACCGCGGCCGAGCAUCCAGUCGACACUGGAGGUCCUGGCAAAAUACGAGUCAGCGUUCCAGGCAGCGUUCCCCUUUGGCGGCCGCUCGUCGUCCGACUAUGCCUUCAACCGAGUCAAGCAGCAGCUCACCGAGCUUCUGGAGUCGCUGAAGGACUUCACACCACACUUCCUGCCACCCUACGAACAGCAGCCUGCCACAUCGCUCGACUUCCUUGACGGUGCUACCGAGGUCAUCCACCGCCUUCCCGAUUGGGACACGUACCAGCACAACCGACACAAGCAGGAGGCGUACGAGGAGAUGGCCAAGGCUUGGGCGAUGGUCAUCCGGGAGGCGGCAAAGAAGGCAGGUGGCAUACAGCUGCUGCACGGCGGGUGGGACCAGAAGAUUGCAAAGCACAACGAAGCCUCGGGCGGGCGGAUGCAAGAGGCCGUCAACGAGCUGCGCGGAAGCUUGGGGUGGAUGGGCGCCAACGUACCGAACCCCGCGGCCGGCGCUUCAGCCGAUGCUAUGUCUAUUCGACAGCAGCUGUUGAGUGGAAGCUAUGGCGCCG